Parus major (Great Tit) is the source of this 789-nucleotide messenger RNA. Its product is annotated as loricrin-like. The transcript has a single exon. The record is from RefSeq and is a predicted model, not a curated record. The coding region runs from base 1 to 789 and encodes 262 amino acids. Lineage: Eukaryota; Metazoa; Chordata; Aves; Passeriformes; Paridae.
AUGAUUUACUCCUCGGGAAGAGAAUCCUACUUCAACCUGAACUCCACUUGGUACGACCCCUCGGGAUCCUGGCUGGACACGCGGCGCACGCCCUUCCGCUACGGCUACGCCAACUGCUGCUCCUCGGGCUGCCACGGCGAGGGCGCCGAGGGCAUGAGGGGCCACGACUACCGCCACUACGGCUACCGCCAGCCCCGCUGCUCCGAGCGCUGCCAGGGCUACUCCAGCUCCUCGGGCUCGUGCCACGGAGGGGGCUCGGGCUGCGUCAGGAGGCCCACAUAUAGCUAUGGGGGUUCGGGAGGGUGCCAGGGCUACGGGAGGUCCGUGUGCUCCGAGAGGUGCCAGGGCUCCUCGGGUUCGUGCCACGGAGGGGGCUCAGGCUGUGUCAGGAGGCCCACGUACAGCUCCGGGGGCUCGGGGGGCUGCCAGGGCUACGGGAGGUCCGUGUGCUCCGAGCGGUGCCACGGGGCAGGGGUGCAGGGUGGGAAGCCGUGCUGUGGGAAACCCGUGCAGAGCAUCCCGGUGCAGAGCUGUCCCCGUCCCUGUCCCCCUCCGGUGCAGAGCAUCCCGGUGCAGAGCUGUCCCUGUCCCUGUUCCCCUCCGGUGCAGAGCAUCCCGGUGCAGAGCUGUCGCUGUCCCGCUCCAGUGCAGAGCUGUCCCCCACCCUGUCCCCCACCGAUGCAGGUCUGUCCCCCUCCCUGUCCCCCUCCGGUCCAGCAGACCUGUGUGCCCGUGUCCAAGGGGCAGCACAAGCAAAUCUGCCAAGUGCCAGCCCGGAAGAUCAAAUGA